Molecule: messenger RNA, 786 nt
Organism: Larimichthys crocea (large yellow croaker)
Lineage: Eukaryota; Metazoa; Chordata; Actinopteri; Sciaenidae
Product: butyrophilin subfamily 2 member A2-like
Exons: 3
Coding region: 1-786 (261 amino acids)
Biological process (GO): T cell receptor signaling pathway; regulation of cytokine production
Cellular component (GO): external side of plasma membrane
Molecular function (GO): signaling receptor binding
Source: RefSeq, a predicted model, not a curated record
AUGAAUCUAGCAGGGAUUGACAGAUCCUCCAGUGGAGUGGUGUUACAGUGUGAGUCUAAAGGCUGGUAUCCAGAGCCUGAGGUGUUCUGGCUGGACGCUGAGGGAAACCUCCUCUCUGCUGGACCUACAGAGACAGUCAGAGGUCCUGAUGACCUCUAUACUGUCAGCAGCAGAGUGACUGUGGAGAAGAGACACAGCAACAACUUCACCUGUAGAGUCCAACAGAAGAACAUCAACCUGACCAGAGAGACACACUUCUAUGUUCCAGAUGAUUUCUUCGUGGCACCGUGUAGCUCUGCUCCUUAUGUCAUCCUUGGCUUGGUUGUUUCCUCCAUAUGUGUUCUUGCAGUUGUCUUUGCUGUAUGGAAACGGAAGAAAAACAAAAUCAAAACCAACAAGGCAUUGCAAAGAGAACAACAGCUGCUCAUGCAUGCUCAAGAGAUUGAGGAAAUGAAGAAAACUGAAUUAGAAUUAGAGAAGAAACACAAAGACAUGGUUGAUACACUGACAACACAGAAAGAUCAACUGGGUAAACUAAAGAAUAAGGUAAAGAAACAGGUGGAAGACAACAAGACUAAGUUUAACUCAGUGGUGAACAAUAAAAUAGAGCAACAAGAAUACCUGGAUCUCAGAAAUGUAACAAGUGACUACCAAAAGGAUUUGACUGGCACAUUGUCGGAACUUGAGACCUUAGAACUGGACGUAGAAAAACUAUUAAAGAGUACACAGAAUAUAGAGGGAAUAAAGGAAGCAGAGAACCACAUGGAUGAAGAGAAAACAAGUUAA